AUGCCUCGGUUUGAUUCAGAUAGGGCCAUGCAAGUCUCAAGCUCUCCUGAUACACCCCUCCGAUUGGUAGGAGCAAACUCCGCUGUUACUGCUUCGCAGUGUGUAGCCGAGCUUCCUGGCUUUCUGAAACCACCACCUGCGAGCAUGGACCCCGAAGAUCUCGAAUACCUUGCGAGGAAAGGCUCAUUGACUCUGCCAGAUCCAGAUCUUCGCGACGCUUGCCUGCGAAGUUACUUCCAAUACGUGCAGCCGUGCUUUCCUGUGGUUGAUGUCAAGGCGUUCCACGGAUUUCUCCACGCACCUGGACCGAAAUCUGACAAGUUUAGUCUGCUAGUCUUCCAGUCGAUGAUGUUUGUUGGUAGUAUCUGGGUCGAUAUCAGAUUGAUUCGCAGACUCGGGUUCCUGACGCGUCACUCGGCAAGGAGAGCAAUGCAUAGCAAAGUUCGCUCGCUCUAUGACUCGGACUAUGAAGAUGAUCGCACUUGUCUACUUCAGAGUCUAAUACUACUCACGUUCUGGUGGGAGAGUCCGAAUGAGAACAAAGACGCUUGGCACUGGAUUGGAACUGCUCUUUCGGUGUCUCGAACACUCGGUUUACAUCAACCAUGCAGUGAUGAAAUUGUGAGCCCUGGAGUUGCACGAUUUCGAAAACGAUUGUGGUGGACACUGCUUAUGCGGGACACGAUCUCAUCUUUUGGGUUGAGCCGCGCACCAAGGAUAAGAGACGAAGACCAUUUCGUCGCAAUGCUUGAAAUGGAAGACUUUGAUCUCGAUGUUCCAGGGUUGAACUCAAUGCCGGGCAUUGUCUCCUCUUCAGUGGCUCAACAAGAAUUAUUUGGUCGCCUGUGUAUCGAAUUGUCCAAACUGUGCCGAAUAUUGAGGAAGAUACUCCAAUUGGCAUAUCCCGAGAGUGCCUCGGGACAAACGGCAAGCCUGUAUUCGACUCGACAACUAAAUGGCAUGAACAAGAUGACCUUGCCACGGAAGGCGCCAGACAUGGAACAACUCAAACUCUGUGACGAAGAUUUGAGUCGGUGGCGCGAAAGAGUUCCAGAAGAAGUAUUGCAUGCUUCGCCAUUGCCGGACAAGCCCGAAGAGUUUGAUCAAGCCGAGCUCGCUCACCGAGCACUGAUAACGAUGUUGUAUUUUACUGCAUUGUUGACUCUGCAUCGCCCUCGAAUCUUGAAGUCAAGCAGUGUCCAAAUCAACAACCACAGUCCUCCUCAAGUCGACCAAGAUAAAUCUCGAAGCAUUGUGCGCUACGCUGCCACGGAAAUCACCAGAAUCGGCAUGGACUUCUACGAAGCCGACCUUGUGAAAUCACUCUCUGCCACAUGUAUCGGUUGUUUUUUACCAGCAGGGAUAAGCCACAUCUUUGAUGCGAAUUCAGCUGACGAUAUCGUUCAGGCCGACGGUUUGCAGAUGUUCAACCAGUGCAGGCGGAUACUUCAAGAUUUCUCCGACGCACACAAAGCAGCAGACUGGUGCAUCAACAUUCUCGAUACUGUGUCCACGCAAGUACGAAAACAAAAACUAGCACGCAACGAUAGUUCAGCUCAAGAUACUGAACAACUGACGCAAUUGAGUCAACCAAAAGGCAGGGAUAUCACUGAAUUGGGGACGCUGUCCUCGGAGACGGCUGGGACGCUGAGCCAGAAUACUGUUGGCGAUGGAGUACUUCCCAAUAAAGAUAACGAUUGCGAAGCACAUCAAAUGUAUGACGUUCCAGCAGCACCACAGGUACCAUUUCCGAGUCAUACAUCCUACCAAGCUGUGGACAACUUUGGCCAAAUGCCAAUGUUCGAAUCAAUGGCUGCUGCCUCUGUACAAGCUCCCCUCCACGAAUAUACUAACACAAUAGGUCCUGGAGAAAUGUGGCUUGACAUUGCCGGUAUGGCGAGCACAAGUGCCGAGACUGAUUGGACUGGUAAUGAUGCGUUCUGGUUGAGUUGGUAA
Molecule: messenger RNA, 1956 nt
Organism: Exophiala bonariae
Lineage: Eukaryota; Fungi; Ascomycota; Eurotiomycetes; Chaetothyriales; Herpotrichiellaceae
Exons: 1
Coding region: 1-1956 (651 amino acids)
Biological process (GO): DNA-templated transcription
Molecular function (GO): DNA binding; zinc ion binding
Source: RefSeq, a predicted model, not a curated record